Drosophila kikkawai is the source of this 581-nucleotide messenger RNA. The record is from RefSeq and is a predicted model, not a curated record. NCBI's taxonomy places the organism in Eukaryota, Metazoa, Arthropoda, Insecta, Diptera, Drosophilidae.
CUAGUUAGUUUAAUGGAAUGAUGAAGACGAGCUUCAUUAGCACACUGAUCUUUGGGCUCAGUUUAUUACAGAGAUCGCUUCAGGCCCCACAGAAUGUACCUCAAACCGUAGAGGCAGGUUCAUCCUCGAAGGACGAAGGAUUGGACAAAGGAAAAGGUGUAGUUGACGCCAUCAAGUGCAAAGUCGGGGAAAACGUGACUUCUUCCGGUUGCGAGAAAGCGAUGACGGUCCAACACCAGAGUUCUAUUAUCAAACCUUCGGAUAAUAAUGGUGACGAUGAGCAGGAACAGACCAAGAAAAAGAAAAAACACCAACGCCCCAGCAGCGACACUCGAGUUACUGGAAAAGAUCGACCAUGGAAGUACGUAUUUUUGCCGGGGAGAAAGCUAGACAAAGGCAAAAGAUGCCGACCAAAUGAGGUUCAGGGAAAGAAUCAGCGAUGCAUUCGCAGAAGACGUCCCACAACAAUGAAGCCUACCCGCAGAUAAAACAUCUUUCCCCAAAAUACGAACUAUUAAUUUAUGAAAAAUAAAAGCCAUACAAAAAUGUUGGGACUAAAUGGCACCUCUCAUUGCACCAAA